This is a messenger RNA of Eruca vesicaria subsp. sativa (arugula), 633 nucleotides long. The record is from the annotation of a GenBank genome assembly. Lineage: Eukaryota; Viridiplantae; Streptophyta; Magnoliopsida; Brassicales; Brassicaceae.
AUGGCGGCGACAUGGACAUGUUUUGUAACUUCCUUGUGUAUUUCUUCACCUUCUUAUAAACCUUUGUUGUCCUCCUCAUCUCUGUCUUUCCGGAGGCAAUCAUCCGUGCCCACAACCAACAGAUUUUCCAGGAUCUAUGCGCUGUCUAGCAAUGACAUCAAAGUCGGGACUAGCAUCGAAGUCGAUGGUGCUCCCUGGCGUGUUCUGGAGUUUCUUCAUGUGAAGCCAGGCAAAGGUGCUGCUUUUGUCAGAACCAAAAUCAGGAACUACGUUAAUGGUAGCACCGUCGAGAGAACCUUUCGUGCCGGAAUUACUAUGGAGGAGGCAAAUAGCAGUUAUGAGGAAACACGUUUAAACGAGGCUGACAUGGGCGACAAGACCAAAUGGCUUAAAGAGGGUAUGGACUGCAAUCUUCUUUACUGGAAGGACAAGGUCAUCGAUUUUGAACUUCCCAUUACAGUUCAGCUUAAAAUAGUUGAUGUUGAUCCUGGUCUCCGAGGUGACACUGCACAAGGUGGAACAAAGCCUGCCACACUCGAGACUGGUGCAGUUGUCAAUGUACCCCUCUUUGUCAAUGUUGGUGAAGAUAUUAUGGUGGACACCAGAACGGGCACGUACAUGAGCCGGGUGUGA